Molecule: messenger RNA, 702 nt
Organism: Helobdella robusta
Lineage: Eukaryota; Metazoa; Annelida; Clitellata; Rhynchobdellida; Glossiphoniidae
Exons: 5
Coding region: 1-702 (233 amino acids)
Cellular component (GO): mitochondrion; mitochondrial large ribosomal subunit
Source: RefSeq, a predicted model, not a curated record
AUGUUUUGUUCUAAAUAUGUAACAACGAGAAACAGUCUGCUAAAGUUACAGACUUGCACAAAGUAUAGCAGAAAAUGUCUAUUUGGUAGAAGUAAAAAAAGCGAAGUCGUUGAAAAAAAAGAUAAGGCCUCGUUAACAUCUGAAGAAAAACAAUUGAACCUGGAUAAAGAGAGCCUGGGAUCAAUCAAUUAUAACAUGGGAAUGUUGAAAAAGAAUAUGAGUUUGACAACGAAAAAAGGUUAUAAGCCUCCUGAAAAUGUUGAAGAAAUCAUUGAGAAAGUCAUCAGACAAAGGGAUGAUGGUUUAUCUACUGAUUGGAAGAAUCUACCACUCAACAACCACAGCUUAAAAUUCCAGAUAUUGUCAAGCCUUAUAAAAGAAUUCAACCACGAUAUAUCAAACAACGAGCUGAACAACAUGAAGACUCUGUCUGAUGCUGUUGAAUACUUUAGCACUGAAGUUAAAGAAACGUCAACAUAUGAGGAUUUGGCUUCUGGCAAAAAAACAGAACUGCCUAAAAAUUUGCACAUCCAACUUGAACCACUGAGAUUCCACCCUGAGAAAGAUACCAUGUUUGAGGGAAGGACAGCAUUCCCGGGCUCGAAUACAAUCGUCAGCAGUCUGAAGUAUAAAAGAAAGUAUCAGGGCUACUCAACAAGCAGAGAGAAACCAGGCUUCAAUGAUUAUUAUUACGACUACUAA